GUCUUUGAUUGUCCAAACGUACCAAUAAACGCGUCUACAAAUCGUCAAUUGCCGUGCUUCAAAAUGUGGAAGAUUUUCGGUCCGCUCUUCCUCAUCUGUCUCUCAUCACACACCCAAGCCAGCUUCUUCCAUGGCCCACCUUCGCCUGUCGCCGUGAAUACCGUCUAUAGCGCUCCACCUACACUCACUUAUGCUGCUGCACCACCUCAACACGUUACAUACUCUGCCCCACCACCACCACACUUCAAAUACGCUACGCAACACAUUAGCGCCUACUCGGCGCCAGCUCCAGUUAUCAAGUAUUCGUUGGGCCCACCUGUAACCACUACAACCACCACCUACUCAGGAUUUGCAGCACCGCCGCAGCAGCCUGUUCUGCACGUGGCCCAGGCACCACAGCCCGUUGUUCACUAUGCAGCACCCCCGCCACCACCACCACCACCGGCUGUAAUUGUAGCCCGUUAUGCUCCACCUCCACCACCGCCGGCAGUCGUUGUGGCCCGCUAUGCUCCCCCCCACCACCACCGCCGCCACCACCAGUCACAUACCACGCACACGCCCAGCCCACCUACACCCGAGUGUCGGUCCAUGCCCCGCCCCCCGUGGUUACCUACGAGGCGCACGCUCCAGCACCGGCUGAGCUACCGUGCGACACCGCCGCCUGGUGAGCCACAUCCGACCCAGACAUACCACACCACUUAGCUAUAAUCAUGUUCAUUUCAAUGCUAAUCGAACGGCAAUUAAUUAAGCGAGAAUUUAUAAGUCCACGAUUAAUAUUUGAUGAUAACAAACAUCUUCCGCGGAAUUUAUGAGACAGCGGCGAGAACGCCAGCGUGUCUAAUUAUGCAACGGAUGGUGCUUAAGAUAGCGCCAGACCAAUACCACCACCACCGAAAAAUGUGUGAGCAAGCCAACCACCUGCUGUGAGAGAUACCGUAAAUAAAUAAAAACAUUAUUAACGUAGCCAACUGAGGUUCGAUUGACCCACCUCAAUGCGAAAUCCAUUGAAGCUGUCAGCGUUAAGCAAAUCGAAAUCUAUCAAAUGGGUCAACCAUACGUAUGUAUGUAUGUAUGUACAUAGUAUACAUAUAUAUACAUACAUAUAUUCGAUCCAUGCAUAAACAUAGCCAACGAUUUUAUUAGCACAAAUUAUAACUGAAUACAUUUCGGAGGAGGUCAGCCACUCCACGAAUCUGUGGAAUGCUCGUUCAGACAAUAGAAGAGAGUAUUUCGGUUUACAGUAAUGCAUAGACUGAAAUGGAUGGAUAUCAGAGAUUAGACAUCGAUGCGUGCUUCAGUUGACUGUUCCAUUCCACUGUACCUUCACUGUUUGCUUUAAUAUUCCAAUUCAUUAUUUCACUCCACUGUUCCUUCCCCCUCUUCCACACCUCUGUCUCGCAGCGUCCUCUCACUCCACUGUUCAAUAUAUACAAGUGCUCAUUAAGCCAAGAUAAAUAUAACAAUUUAGUCAAUAAAAUGUAGAGAGUUACGGCCAACAAAUUUGAUAAAUAAAGCCCAACAAAGAGUACAUUAACAAUCAACUCAGAUAAGUUA
Messenger RNA from Drosophila mojavensis, 1554 nucleotides. Its product is annotated as extensin. The coding region runs from base 64 to 702 and encodes 212 amino acids. Lineage: Eukaryota; Metazoa; Arthropoda; Insecta; Diptera; Drosophilidae. The transcript has 2 exons. The record is from RefSeq and is a predicted model, not a curated record.